Protobothrops mucrosquamatus (brown spotted pit viper) is the source of this 996-nucleotide messenger RNA. RefSeq names its product olfactory receptor 1052-like. Gene Ontology annotation, biological process: G protein-coupled receptor signaling pathway. The transcript has 2 exons. Bases 1 to 996 code for a protein of 331 amino acids. The record is from RefSeq and is a predicted model, not a curated record. NCBI's taxonomy places the organism in Eukaryota, Metazoa, Chordata, Lepidosauria, Squamata, Viperidae. Gene Ontology annotation, cellular component: membrane. Gene Ontology annotation, molecular function: olfactory receptor activity; G protein-coupled receptor activity.
AUGCCCCCACCGGGACUGCCGCCUAGUACAGAUCUUAUGAUCCCUCAGACAUUUGAGUGGGAAAAUCAGACUAUAAUAACAGAAUUUAUUCUUUUGGGACUCUCCAAUGAUCCAAAAAUACAAGAUUUUCUUCUUUUCUUCUUCAUGAUCAUAUUUUUAGUCACCAUCUUGGGGAAUAUGGUAAUUAUAUUGGUGAUCAAGUCUGAGUUUCAUCUUCAGACCCCCAUGUUCUUCUUUCUCAGCCAUUUAGCUUUUGUUGACAUCUGCUAUUCCUCAGUCACUGUUCCCAAGAUGCUGUCAAACUUUAUUACAAAGCAGAAAAGUAUUUCCUGGGAAGGAUGCAUUGCACAGAUUUUCUUUUUUCUACAAACCUCUUGCACAGAAGUAUUCAUCCUCUCAGCAAUGGGUUAUGAUCGUUAUGUGGCCAUAUGUAAUCCACUUCAUUACAACAGAUACUUGACAAAAGAGAAGUGCAAUAAAAUGAUGGGUGGAGCAUGGUUCCUGGGUCUCUUGGGUGCCAUAGGGAAUGUCCUGCCUUUGCUAGAUCUCCAUUUUUGUAGCAACAAUAUCAUCAGACACUAUAAUUGUGACCUUCCUUCACUCUUGCCUUUGUCUUGUGCAGAGACUCUGACUAAUUAUAUUGUUCUUCUAAUAUUUGUGUUGGCAUUUGGGUUCAGCUCAUUUCUUUUCACCCUGGUCUCUUACAUUAAUAUUAUUUCAUCCAUUCUCAAAAUAAAAUCAUCAGCAAGCAGGCAAAAAGCUUUUUCCACAUGCAGCUCCCAUCUUAUUGUUGUGGGCCUAUUUUACAUUACAGCAUUUGUUCACUACACGAGGCCAAGUUCAGAAUCACUAAUGGAUUUGGACAAAGUAAUCUCCAUUCAGUAUAGCAUUUUAACUCCUAUGUUAAACCCAAUUAUCUAUAGUUUGAAAAACAAACAGAUCCUAUCUGGUGUGGAAAAACUCUUUGGAAAGUGUAAGGUCUUUUUUUUGUCAUGA